AUGUCAAAAUCUAAUAAAUCAAUACAAUUUAAUGAAAUUGGAGAUUCAACAGUUUUAAAGGUGGUAGACACAGUGAUACCAGAGUUGAAACCCAAUGAAGUUUUAGUAAAGAUUGACGCUGUAGGAUUGAAUAGAGGUGAAAUCCUCUAUAGAAAUGGAACUUUCUUUAAUGGAAGUUUCCCUUCAGGUGUUGGUGCUGAAGGCUCUGGAGUCGUGGAAUCAGUUGGAAGCGAUGUUACCAAAUUUAAAGCUGGUGAUCGUGUAGCAUCAGUUGCGAAUUUCAUGUUAUCACAAUACUCAACCAAUCAUCACUAUUCAGUAUUAUCCGAGAACAAUCUCACCACUAUUCACCCAUCGAUCGAUCAAUUACAAGCUGCCUCUAUCUACUCCAGCUAUAUUACAUCUUAUUUUGCUUUCACCGAGUGUUCCAAAGUUAAAUCUGGUGACUUUGUACUUAUUACUGCUGCCAGUUCAGGUUCUGGAGUCGGGGCAAUUCAAAUGGCACAAGCUUUGGGUGCAAAAGUGAUAGCAGUCAGUCGAUCACAAGAGAAGUGUAGAAAACUCUUGGAAUUGGGUGCCGAUUUCGCUGUUACCUAUGAUAAUCUCGAAGAUAAAGUCAGAGAGAUAACAAACAAUCAAGGUGUCAAUGUAGUGUUUGAUGCAGUUGGUGGCUCUUUAUUCAACUCUCUUGCCAACACAACUGCAAUGGGUGCCGUAAUGAUAAUCUAUGGAGGCUUAGCAAAGGAGCUAGUUACACCAUUCCCAGUGAUGCAAGCAAUGAUGAAAGGAUUAGAGGUAAAAGCAUUUGUAGUAUUUAGAUAUUCAGCCAAUCCACAAUCACUCGAGAAAUGUUUAACUACCAUUCACCAAUUCAUUGAUGAAGGUAAACUAUUAAAGUCACCACUCAUCGGUAAGGUAUUCAAAGGUAUUGAAAGUGUUCCUAGUGCUCACGAUUAUUUAGAAAACAACCAAGAAUCAUUUGGAAAAGUUCAAGUUUAUUCAUAUUUUUUCGAUUUAAUUGUUUGUCCAUUAAAUAAAAUUGUUGAUGAUAAGGUUGAUUGA
Messenger RNA from Heterostelium album PN500, 1062 nucleotides. RefSeq names its product zinc-dependent alcohol dehydrogenase family protein. Lineage: Eukaryota; Evosea; Eumycetozoa; Acytosteliales; Acytosteliaceae. The record is from RefSeq and is a predicted model, not a curated record. The transcript has 3 exons. The coding region runs from base 1 to 1062 and encodes 353 amino acids. Gene Ontology annotation, molecular function: oxidoreductase activity.